Cololabis saira (Pacific saury) is the source of this 456-nucleotide messenger RNA. RefSeq names its product mitofusin-1-like. Lineage: Eukaryota; Metazoa; Chordata; Actinopteri; Beloniformes; Belonidae. Bases 1 to 456 code for a protein of 151 amino acids. Gene Ontology annotation, cellular component: mitochondrial outer membrane. Gene Ontology annotation, biological process: mitochondrial fusion; mitochondrion localization. The record is from RefSeq and is a predicted model, not a curated record. The transcript has 4 exons. Gene Ontology annotation, molecular function: GTPase activity.
AUGGAAGCCUGCGACAGCGAGGCCGGUCGAACAGGUCGCACAACAGUGUGGCGUUCAGUGGGCUGGCGGAUCAUUGCUCUCUCCCUCUCCCUUUACGGCCUCCUGUACCUGUACGAGAAACUGACCUGGACAGAUGCCAGCAGGGAGCGUGCUUUGAAGCAGCAGUUUGUGCAGCAUGCAUCCCACCGCCUGAGAACUGUUAUUCCUGUCACCAGCCACGCCUGCAGCCAGCAGGUUUUGAAGGAGCUGUCAUCGACGUAUGGUCGCAUGGUCCAGAGAGUCGACCUGAGUGAAGCUGAGCUGGAGGGAGACAUCCAGCAGCUCAGCUUCAAGAUACAGAGGCUGGAGAACAUCCAGAGGAAGUCCAAGGCCUUCAGGAACAGAGCGGCAGAGCUGGAGGCUCAGCUGGAUGCCUUUUCUGCUCAGUAUCUGCAGGGAAGCUACUUUGUAGGAUAA